AUGAAUCGUAAAUCAACGACUAUUAAAAGUGUUCGACAAAUACCUGCAAACAAUGCACAGCGUCAUACGACUGCAGAUGAAAAACCAAGAAGCAAACGUCCAGUUAUUCGAGAGACACUUAGUGAAUCGUAUCGUUUAGUUUGGCUAGCUGAAGAUGAAACGAGUAAUAUAAUCCCAGUAGCAAACGUUCGAAGUGUUGCCAAUGAUUUUAAACACUUUCAAAAUGCUAAAGAAUGCAUCGAAUAUUUAAAACAAUCUGAAAAUACGAUAUUCCUUGUUUGUUCAGAGAAAUUCGGACCAUUGAUUGUUCCAGAAGUUUAUCAAUUGAAACAUAUUUGGUCUAUUCACAUUUAUAAUAAUGAUAUACAAAAUAACCCGCACUUUGUUCACUCGUAUAGUCAAGUUAAAAUUAUUUUCGCUAAAACCAGUCACUUGUUAGAAUCUUUAACAAAAGACGUUCAACAGUAUUUAAAACAGGAGAAAUUUGCAGCAGUCAUGGGCACAGAAAGUCAGGGUAAUACAGCGGAAUGGUGUGAUGAUUGGUGGUUACGUUACAUUCAUCUUCUUUGUUAUCUUCCUUAUCCAGAAGAUUAUCGACUUCAAAUUAUUCCUUUAUUGAGAGAUUACUACGACGGAGUAUCAUCAAAAUUGGCUACUGUCGAUGAAUUGGAAAAGAAUUACAAAUCCGAGAAUGUUAUUUGGUGGUAUACACGCGCAACAUUCUUCUGUGAACUGUUAAACAGAGCAUGUCGGCAGCAUAACAUUGAAUUAUCGUUCCUAUUCGGACCAUACGUUCAAGAUAUUUAUCAGCAAUUAAAGAAGGAAAGUGAUGCUUUUAAAGAAAAACGAUCCUCGGAAACGCCUAAAAUGCAUGUUUACCGUGGACAAGUGAUGCCAACGUAUGAAUUCAACCAUCACAUAGCUAGUAAUGUGAUGAAUAAUUCUCUAUUAUCAACAAGUCUUAAUCGUAAGAAAGCAUUGGAAUUUAUUAGUUUAGGAACUAUGAAAGAUGAUUACAUUCGAGCUUUAUUUGAAAUUGAAAUUGAUUUGAACGAAAUUACACGUCCUUAUGCGUUGAUUUCACACCUGAGUGAAAUUCCAUAUGAAGAAGAAGUUUUAUUUAUGAUCGGAACUGAUUUUCGAGUUCAACCAGAUUCCUUAGAGUACAACGAUGAAGAUAAAGUCUGGGUGAAGAAACUCCGUUUAUACAAUUAUCAUAAAAUCAAUGACAUAAAUAAACACGAUCCAUCAGCAGCUAUAAAAAACUACAAUGACGCUUUAAAAUUCUGGUCAGAAUAUGUUACGGAUAGUGAGAUGAACUGUUUCCGUGACAUCGCAAAGAUCUAUUGCAAUCUCGGGGAGUGCUAUCAUACACAUAAGAAAGACGUGAAAACAGCUCUCAUAAAUUACAGAUUAGCAAUUACAAAUUAUCAAUUAGCGAUUCCGCUCGCAAGAGAUGACUAUGAAAAAACAUCAUUAUUGGAACAAUUAACUGAUGUUUAUAGUUUAAAGAUGGAUAUUAAAACAAAUGAAAACGAAAGUAAACAAGAUUAUGCUGAAUUUAUCAAAUGUAAACAACUAUCUGGUGAAAAUAUGUUGAAAUACACAUCAUUGAACGAUUCAUCGUUUCGCGAUCGUUUAAUGGAACCUGGUUGGAUUUAUGCAUCAAAUCGUAAAUAUGAUGAAGCUUUGAAUAUAUAUGAACAUGUGAUAGACAUCUACCUAAAAGAAUCGGAAUUAGAUUAUGAUUGGAUUAUUCGAAAGGUUUCUGACGUAAUUGAGAUUUAUACCGAGCGAAAAAAUGAUUAUAAUUCAGCAUUAAAAUAUCAAUUGAUCAAACAUGAAUGUACAUUAAAACAAAAUCAAGCAAAUUUGACUGAUAGUUAUGACAAAUCACAGCGGAAAAAGCGUUAUAUUGCUGAUGAACAAGUCGAAUUAGCAGAUUUAUACACAAAAUUGCAUUGCUAUAAAGAAGCACAUGAACUCUAUGAUGCAGCACUGAAAUUACGACAAGAAUUAUCAGAUAGGUUCGUUCGUCAUGAAGAGAUACAAGACAUUCAAGAGAAAAUUGAAUCCAUUCGAAACAACAUAGAAUCGUAA
Messenger RNA from Adineta ricciae, 2100 nucleotides. Lineage: Eukaryota; Metazoa; Rotifera; Eurotatoria; Adinetida; Adinetidae. The record is from the annotation of a GenBank genome assembly.